UACAUAGAAACUUCCCCGGAAUUUCCCCAAGCUGCUGCACGUUCAGUCCCCCACGUUCCUACGUCCAGGAAGCACCACAAGUAGUCAACAACCAACAACCUCCUCCUGCAGCCACAUUGGAGUAAUACUUAACGAGCACUAUGAACCAAUUGCAUCCCACGUUCACACGCCAAGGCCACGAUCCAUGUCGGCCAUCCCCACGCCACCGACGGUUGCUUCUCCCCAUCACUCUCUCUCACACGGUUUUAUUUUUCUUCUCAGCGAACAUUUACACCCCUCUAAUUUCUCUGAGUUUUGCCACCCAAGCCAUACCCUAGCCCAAUGCAUCUCUCUUCCACCUCUAUCUCCCACCCCUCUCAUGUGCCUCCUGCCAACCAAAUCCGCCUUCCAACUCCUCUUUCCACAGCCACGCAAUGUUGCUUGACAGAUACACACAUGAAGUAAACCCGUGACCCUGCAACCAGUAGCCGUGUAAGACAUGACAACUGUAAGCCCCCUUCCCAUUACCAACCACCAUUUCCAGCACUUGCUCCUGCACAACGGAAGCUACCCCAGUGCCACCCAACACUAAAAUGCCAGCCUCCACCCACGGCCAACCAGUCUCCACAUUGUCACCAAGUGUUCUGCUCAACAAUGCCGAAAAUAGAGUGAGCUUUGUACUGUAAAAGAGAUCCCACCAAUCAAGCCAAUGUCGUAGCUGAUGAGCGUAAUGCGAUUUGCAUGAUUCUAGUGCAGGAGCGUAUCACGAUCUGCACGAUUUCAGCACCUUCACGUCCGCACGUCCACCUUCAUUUCUUUCCUUACGUCGUCCGAUUCUAAAAUUUUUUUUCCCCUGCUUCCACAACAAUGGUGUCUUCCAUCUCUUCCUCUGAUAAAGACCCUGUCCUUAUCACCAUCAACACAAACCAAUUGCAGCGACUUACACCAUCAAAAUUCCUGCGUAGAGUGCCACCUUGCAGUCCCUUCUUCAUGGAUAUGACCUUACGGAUUUUCUCGACGGCUCAGCGAAGUGCCCACCAGCACCAUGUCCAGAUGGUGACUCUGAUCUCUCUGCCCGUGCUACUGCUGAACACUGGUUCCGCCAGGACCAGCUGCUACUCAACUCCAUUUCAGCGUCUGUUUCCGACAAUAUCUCUCCUCUCAUUACCACGGUGCAGACCUCUGCUGAAGCUUGGUCUCAUCUCUCACGGCUUUAUGCAAAUCGUUCUCGUACAAGGGUGAUGCAACUCAAGGAAUCCCUGACCCUUCUACAACGUGGUGACCAAUCAAUCGCUGAUUAUCUCCAAGCUACUCGUACCACCAUUGAUGAACUUGCCAUGAUUGAUGCGCCUGUCUCUGAUGAUGAUGUUACUCUCUAUGUACUCAAUGGCCUCGGGUCUGACUAUAGGGACAUCGUCGCUCCUAUCCGCACCAGAGCAACCUCCCUUUCAUUUGAAGAACUCCAUGAUGUCCUUAGUUCUCAUGAGGCAUACUUGAAGCGCUUGGAGACCUCUCAAGCUCAACUCGUUGCUACUGCCAAUGCUACCCAGAGACAUGAUGGUCCUUCUCCCACUCGGUCCUACAAGAACAACUACCAAAAUGUCAGUAUCAUAAUAAUCAACCUCGUAGAAAACCAAAAUAUCAGUUUUGUGAAGAACUUGGACACACAGCCCGCUCGUGUCCGAAUUUGUAGUCUAUGUCUGCCAACUGUGCCAAUAAAUCAACAGGCAAGAGUGCGAAAUCGCUUCUUGACUCUGAUGCAUCCCACAACAUCACCUCAGACCUCUCUAACUUAUCUAUCCACUCUGAAUAUGAUGGUACUGAUGUUGUGGUCAUUGGAGAUGGUUCAGGUUUAUCUGUCACUCAUAUUGGUUCUAUUGCUUUACAGUCUGCUGGUCGAAUUUUUCAAUUACGUGAUACUCUUUGUGUACCAGCUAUUCACAAGAAUCUUAUUUCUGUGCAUCAUCUUACUAAGACCAAUAAUGUGCACAUUGAAUUUCACCCUGAUUAUUUUCUUGUGAAGGAUUGGAUCACAGGGGUGACUUUGCUGCAAGGAAGCUGUGAGAAUGGCAUGUACCCGCUUUCUACUCUUGCUACUCCACACCAAAUUACUGCCUAUACUGGCGAAUGCACCACCGAUGCUUUGUGGCAUCACCGUUUGGGCCACCCCUCAAAAUGAAUUGUUUCUCAAGUUGUUAAAUUCAAUAAUU
Juglans regia (Persian walnut) is the source of this 2189-nucleotide messenger RNA. RefSeq lists its product as uncharacterized. Lineage: Eukaryota; Viridiplantae; Streptophyta; Magnoliopsida; Fagales; Juglandaceae. The coding region runs from base 1221 to 2000 and encodes 259 amino acids. The transcript is spliced from 2 exons. The record is from RefSeq and is a predicted model, not a curated record.